CAAAUGAUGCAUUGCAAUGCGAGAUGCCUAUUUAACAUGUCUACAGACACAAGCAAUUGUAUGCACCACCUUCCACAUCAGUAACUUUGCUCUCUGCGCAACAACAGGUGGCGAGACCCAAGGGCCAAAGACAAUGUAUGCUGUGAUCUCUUCUGAAAUCGGCCUUGAUAACGCUUAAGUAGUGUGAAAUUUGUGCGAACUACUUACUUUUCUCUACAUUACCUGAAACCACCUCAGCACAAUGAAACAAGUACCUCAUAUCCUCGGAAGUCCAGCUGUGAAGCCAUCCAAUCCAGAAGUGAGUCGGGAGUGCUCUGUGUUGCUUGGGAGAGCCCAAAUCUCAGCCUCUCUCCAAGAGGGUGUAAUACAGAAACUCAAUGGCCAUGAUUCCCUGCCUUUCAUUCCAACGGAGAAGCUGAAGGACCUCACUUCCCGUGUGUUUAAUGGAGAGUCUGGAGCCCAGGAAGCCAAAGUGCGCUUUGAGGCUCAAGAGGUUCAAGGUAUUGAGACGCCACCCAGCACUACUCCUACUAAAAAUGGAUCUCCUGAAAUAAAGCUGAAAAUCACUAAGACCUACAUGAAUGGAAAGCCCUUGUUUGAAUCUUCUAUAUGUGGUGAUAGAGGCGAGGAAGAGCCUCAACCGGAGCAAAAGAAAAGUAAGAGAGGCAGGAAACGAAAAAUUAUCACGUCUGAAGCCAAUGAAAAGUCGAGCAGUGAGAUGCCCUCCCACUCAGAAUCUUCCAAAAUGAAGCCUGUAUCAGAAUCAGAAUUCCUAGAGCACAAGAAUAAAGAGGACUUUUCCUUGAAGUACUCUGUUGGAGAUGUAGUGUGGUCCAAGGUCUCUGGUUAUCCAUGGUGGCCAUGUAUGGUGACAUCUGACCCUGUGCUGUAUAGCCACACAAAAGUAAAGGGGCAAAAAAAGAAUGUCAGGCAAUAUCAUGUACAGUUUUUUGGUAAUGCUCCUGAGAGAGCUUGGAUAUCUGAGAAGAGUAUGGUGCCCUUCAAAGGAGAAAAUGAAUACGACCACUUGUGCCAGGAAAGUGCAAAACAGGCACCCACCAAAGCAGAAAAAACUAAGCUCUUAAAACCCAUAACAGGCAAAAUCCGGGCUCAGUGGGACAUAGGUAUAGAACAGGCCAAAGAAGGCAUAUUGAUGACUCCUGAAGAAAGGAAAGAAAAGUUUACUUUUAUUUACAUAAAAGACCGUCCUCAACUCAAUCCCAGAGUGGCUUCUGAAGUGGGUGUCCCAGUGGAGUCCUCAGAGAAAAGUACAGAAAGCCCACAAAAAGAAGGCUCUUCCUCCUACAAGAGGAGACGUGUAUCCAGAACACCGGCUGCUAGUAAAGAGGUUGAUCCUGCUGACAAAACCACUACUGCUAAAGGACCGGAGAACUCAUCAGACCCUAAAGGGAUGACCUCACCUGCAAGUAAAAAAAGGUCUGGGGCAUAUACCCCUAGGAGCAGGAAGGGCGAUGCUGUGAACCAGUUUCUUGUAUUUUGUCAGAAGCACAAAGAUGAGGUAAUAAAUGAACACCCAGAUGCUUCCGAUGAAGAGAUUGAAGAAUUGCUGGAAUCCCAGUGGAAUAUGCUCAGCAAUAAACAAAAAGCUCGCUAUAACACAAAGUUUGCCAUUCUCACCUCUCCCAAAUCAGAAGAAGACUCUGGUAGCUUGCAUGGACAUAAAAGAAACCACUUAAAGACAACGCACAAUCAAACCGAAGAUUCAGAAAUCCAAGAAUCUCCACGCAAGCGGCUCCGGAUGCAUAAUCGAAAGCAAAGGGAAACCUGCAAACCUCCAAAAGCCAGAGCAUCUGCCCCUGUAAAGAACUCUCCAGCAAUGUUCAGCCUGUCUGAUGCGUGUAAGCCUUUGAAGAAGAGAAACAGGAGUUCUACUCUUGGUUCAGUGGCCCUUCCUGUGAGCAAAAGUUCUUCUCCUGCUUCACUGACUGAGAAUGAGGUCUCUGAUAGUCAGGGGGAUGAGAGAUCAGAGUCCCCUUCAGAGAGCGCUGAUGAGUCUCAAGCAGAAAUAUCAAUGCUUCACAGGAAGUCCGAGAGAGGAGCCAUGAAAAAAGAGCUUGUGUGCCAGGUCUGUGAGAAGGUCGGAGACCUUAUGUUGUGUGAAGGAGUGUGUUGUUCUGCUUUCCAUUUGUCCUGCAUUGGCCUUUCCACACGACCGGCUGGGAAAUAUCUGUGCAAGGAAUGCACAUCAGGUGCCCGUUCGUGUUUUUUGUGUAAGGAGAGUAACAGAGAUGUGAAGCGGUGUAUUGUGCCCCACUGUGGCAAAUUCUACCAUGAGUCUUGUUUAAGAAAGUAUCCACUUGCUGUGUUUGAGAGCAGAGGCUUUCGUUGUCCCCUACACCGCUGUGCUACCUGUUACUUCUCAAACCCUUCCAACCCUAGAGCAUCUAAAGGCAAAAUGGUUCGAUGUGUUCGAUGUCCUCUAGCUUAUCAUGGAGCGGAAUCCUGUAUUGUUGCUGGAUGUACAGCGUUAACUUCUACCAGCAUCAUCUGUUCUUCUCAUUUUGCUGCUAACAAAGCAAAGAGCCAUCAUGCGCACAUCAAUGUUAGCUGGUGUUUUGUGUGCUCCAAUGGGGGAAGCCUGCUAUGCUGUGAGUCGUGUCCAGCAGCCUUUCACCCUGAUUGCUUGAAUAUCGAAAUGCCUGAUGGCAGCUGGUUUUGCAAUGAUUGCAGAUUAGGGAAGAAGCCGCGAUUCAAUGACAUCAUUUGGGUGAAGCUGGGGAACUACAGGUGGUGGCCUGCAGAAGUGUGUCAUCCGAAGAAUGUGCCUCCAAAUAUCCAGAAAAUGAAGCACGCAAUUGGUGAAUUCCCUGUUUUCUUUUUUGGGUCCAAGGAUUAUUACUGGACCCACCAAGCUCGAGUCUUUCCAUAUAUGGAAGGAGACAGGGGUAGCAAACACCAUGGAGGCAAAAGCAUUGGCAAAGUGUUCAAAAAUGCUCUGCAAGAAGCCGAAACCCGAUUCUGUGAGAUAAUGCGCCAGCGGGAAGCAAAAGUUACUCAGGAAAAUGAAAAAAAGCCUCCCCCAUAUAAACAUAUAAAGGUGAAUAAGCCUUAUGGAAAAGUACAGGUUUACACGGCUGAUAUAUCUGAAAUUCCCAAAUGCAAUUGCAAACCUUCCAGUGAAAAACCCUGUGGCUUUGACUCUGAAUGUUUAAACCGAAUGCUGAUGUAUGAAUGCCACCCUCAAGUGUGCCCUGCUGGAGACCGGUGUCAGAAUCAGUGUUUCAACAAGCGCCAGUAUCCAGAAACCAAGAUCAUCAAAACUGAAGGCAAAGGAUGGGGGCUCAUUGCAACAAGAGAUAUUAAAAAGGGAGAGUUUGUGAAUGAAUAUAUUGGUGAACUUAUAGAUGAAGAAGAAUGUAUGUACAGAAUUCGACACGCGCAGGAGAAUGACAUCACACAUUUUUACAUGCUGACAAUUGACAAGGACCGGAUUAUUGAUGCAGGGCCCAAGGGAAACUUUUCCCGAUUUAUGAAUCACAGCUGUCAGCCAAACUGUGAAACCCAGAAAUGGUCUGUGAACGGAGAUACGCGUGUCGGUCUCUUUGCAGUGCGUGAUAUUCCUGCAGGAGAGGAGUUGACCUUUAACUACAACUUAGACUGUCUAGGUAAUGAGAAGACAAUCUGCAGAUGCGGUGCCCCGAAUUGCAGUGGAUUCCUUGGAGACAGGCCUAAGAACAACACAGCUUCAUCUCACGAAGAAAAAGUGAAAAAGCCCAAGAAAAAACAGAAGAAGCGUCGUACAAAAACAGAUGGGAAAAAGCAAUCUGAAGAUUACUGCUUUCGUUGUAAUGAUGGAGGAGAGCUUGUUCUAUGUGACAGGAAGUUUUGCACGAAGGCCUAUCACCUUUCUUGCCUGUCUCUAACUAAGAGGCCUUUUGGAAAAUGGGAAUGCCCCUGGCAUCACUGUGAUGUGUGUGGGAAGGCGUCGGUGUCGUGCUGCUCAUUGUGCCCCAAUUCUUUCUGCAAAGGUCACUAUGAUGAUAGCCAGUUCACAAGGACUGCAGAGGGACAGUUAUGUUGCCCAGAGCAUGACCCGGAAGAGUCUGUUGAAUGCGAAGUUGUUAAAAAUCUACCCAAGAAGAAAGCAAAACAAAGGAAGAACAAAAAGACUCGAUAGUAACCUUUUAUUUUGUUGAUGUAAAGGACUGCAGUUUCAGCUGCCAACACUAGUAUGUAAAUAGAAAAUAGUUUGUGAAUAAGGGCAAAAAAAACAAUUUUCCAUUUUACACUGUACAACUAGAGUACAUAUUUUGAUUCAGGACAAAAAUGUUAUCGCUGAGCCGUCACCGGCGGCAGAUCCUGCCGCCUCUGCACUGAUACCGAACUGUGAUUUUAGCAGUUCGUAAAACUGUCAGGAAAAAAAAAUUACACAUUUACACAGCAUUACAGUUAUCCUUUAUGGAUUAUGGCACGUGGAACGCCACCGCCGUGUUCAGGUGGAAAGAAGCCAUAGCACCCGUUGGCAAAGGCUCUGCAUGGAGAUAAUGUGGAGCCUGUCUGUCACCUCUGUGUGCCAUAAUCAUAGUUGUACCGAUGUCUUCCACCUGAGACAGCCACAAUUAAUAGCUUAAUGUGGCUUAAAUUCUCAACAAUGUAGGUUGAGAUAUAUGAAGGGAGAACACGAUCCAGCACGUGCGUGUUGUGUAAAAGCAAAGACACUAUUGCUCCAGCUGAACAGUGCCUAGCUAAUGUAGUUACGUUUUUAUAGUACAGACAAUGCUUCUGUGUAAUCCCUGUUUUGUUUUUAUAAAAUAAUGUUACGUAUAACUCAAUGAUAUUUUAAUAUUUUUCAGAGGAUUUUUCCAUAUUUUAAAUUUUUGGUAUAAGGCAAAUCUGCACGCGGAGACAAGUCGUGUUGCCGAGAGCGUGCACGCUUCAGGUAUGGUGGAAGAGAAUGGAAAGUGGUGAGGUUCUGUAUCUCCCAUGUCAUAGUUUUACAAACGCACAGUUGCUACCUCACCUGGUUAAAAUAGUGACCGGCGCUCUUUUUCACUGUAAGAGGUGCCUUCUGCACAGUUUCGUUUCAGCAGCAAAUUAAUCCAAAUGGAAAUCUGAAACCAUCCUCUUCUUUUUCAGGGUUGCUUUUACCCCCCAUCCCCGUUAUUAAACCCUAAUGCUUUAACUUGUCUAGUUUUAAAAAGUGUGGAGAUUGAAUGUGGUAGUGGCAUUUAUAAAAGGGGUAAAAGCUUAUUUUUUCCCCUCCAGUUUCGCCUGAAUGAGCCUAUAACACGUAGCCCUUUACUAUAACCUUUUAGUGUUGCACAUAAAAUAACUUUUAGCUAUAGGCAAUCUCCUCUAAAAGGAUAAUCAAUGUAUGUACUCUGUUUGAUAAUAGGUGUCCUGCGUGAAUCAAAAUAUUUUACAUUUGCCAAGGUUUUCUGUGGUUAUUUUGACAAUUGUGCUCUUAAAAUGAAAAAUGCAGCCUUAUUCCUAAAGGGAUACCUUUAACCCCCCUUUUUUUAUUUUAAUUUUUUACAAUUGCUGAUAUGUCGUUAACAUGACCGGAUACCCUAAAGAUAUGGGAUUUUUUCCUGCUAUUGGCGCUACCCCUUAUUUCUAGGCCAAGUGCUGCCUGUUUUUUUUUUUUUUCUAUGGGAGUGCCCAAUUAGUGAUAAUUCCGGCUUUUGCACCUCUGGAAAAUAAGGUGAUUUAGGGGAAAUAAACUGCAUUACCCCCAAGUUAUAGAGGCCUGGGCAUGACAGCAAUUUUAGAAAACGGUCUGCAUCCCUUGAAGUUACAAUUCAGCUUGAAAAUUUUACCUCACUUGUUGAUUUUACUCAUGCACAUUGAGAGUACUGAUGUGAUUCCUGCAAAGUGUUCUGUAUGUUCUAUGUUAUUGUAUAGACUGUUUGGUCAGAUAGACUUGUCAAUGCAAACAGGCACAUUCUUAAUAAAUGUGUAAAUAAGUACAGAGAAGUCUGAACAAUGCAAGUAGCGCCAUCCUUAGGAAGCAAGUAUAAUGCGCUCAGCGUGACGCUUCUCCAUAGAGAUCACUCGUGUCAAACAUUCCUCCUUCUUUUGCAUUGCAAACGUCCCCCUUAAUCUGAUUAUUCUAUCCUGAUCAGUAUAAAAGACGCACUUUAUUCUUUUCCGAAAUAGUUUUAUCUCCAUAGUAGAACCACAUAUCACUUUCAUAUAUUAACCCCCUUUUUUUUUUCUCCGCCUCAUUUUUUUUAUUUUUUUUAAAUGUUUAUGCUUACAUUUUUCAAUAAUUAUUUCUGGGUUAUUAUUUUAUUCCUUUGUAUCCGAAUGACUGUGGUCAUAAUUGUAAAUAAUUGUUACCAGCACUUCAGAACCGAGUCCUGAGUCCAGUCUGUAGAUGGAUUGGGCAUAAUGAUUCUCCCUUUUGUAAAAGAGUCAUCGUUUUAUUAUUAUCAGCACAGUUUUUUGUUAAUGGAAAAAGAUAAUUUGCUUGGACGUAGAAAAUGCGCUAUAUGAAGACCUGCCCUUAAUAAUAUGAUCUGGUUUUCUGCCAGUAAUUUAUAGAUUUAAACGGGCCCAUUUAGUCUGCCCAUUAUUGCUUUUAAAAGCUUAAUCCUAUGUUUUUUUUGUACAAUGGUUUGGUGGUUUAGCUGUGAAAGACUUGAAUCCAGCCAUACACAUGGUUGCGGUCACAUGACUGGGCCACCACAUGACUAGAUCUGAACCUGUAGCUCUGACAGUUGCACGGUUCUGGUUAUUUAGCAGUCUGACCAAACCACUAAGGCCAUAGUGGACCCCACUGUGUUACCAGGUAUGAUUUUGUUUUUUUUGCAACCCGCCCAGUUGACUGAAAAUUUUAAUCCAGCAAACAGAAUGUUUGGCCGGGGUAAAGAGUACUAAUAAGGUUGAAAUGUACCCACGCUGGCGAGCAAGAUCUUCUAGUUUGUGGCCAGCUAUAAAGGGGCUUUCCAAGGUAUAUGAAGGUAAAAGUAAUGUUAUCCAUCCUUUAGAGUAAAUAUUGUUUACUUUUCCUUUAUUUUAACCACUUGAAUAAAACAUUCCCUUUACUCA
Molecule: messenger RNA, 7014 nt
Organism: Xenopus tropicalis (tropical clawed frog)
Lineage: Eukaryota; Metazoa; Chordata; Amphibia; Anura; Pipidae
Gene: nsd2
Product: nuclear receptor binding SET domain protein 2
Exons: 23
Coding region: 242-4138 (1298 amino acids)
Biological process (GO): chromatin remodeling
Cellular component (GO): nucleoplasm; chromosome; nucleus
Molecular function (GO): histone H3K36 dimethyltransferase activity; transcription coregulator activity; DNA binding
Source: RefSeq, a predicted model, not a curated record